This is a messenger RNA of Vitrella brassicaformis, 728 nucleotides long. NCBI's taxonomy places the organism in Eukaryota, Vitrellaceae. The record is from the annotation of a GenBank genome assembly.
AUGAAGUCGUGGAGCCUUGUUAUCGCUCCCUGCCUGCUCUUGUGUGCAUCUAUCGCUCAUGCCUUCACUUUCUCCAACCCCGCCGCAUCAGCAGGGGCCAGCUCUCGCCUAUUGCCCCGAAACAUCAUUGCUCGCCGCGCCCCAGCAACAGCGCUCGCAGCAGAGACCACGUAAGAGACUCUGCACGCACAGCGAGAUUCCUCCAGAUCCACCGAUUGCUUGUGCGUUGUCUUGUGUCGUGCUGUGCUGUGUGGAUCAGCCUGACGCCUCCCGAGGGCUAUUGGCAGGGCGAGUGGGUGUGUGCCGACUGUGGUUACAUCUACGACCCAUCGCUGUUCGGCAACAAGUGGUUUGAGGACCAGGGUCCUGGCUUCAAGUGUCCGCAGUGCCAGGCGCCGAGGCGGCGGUUCGCCAAGAAGGUCGGCUCGGUCGUGGGCCAGAAGAUCGGCGGGGGCGACGCCCCAAUUGUCAUCUUCAGCGUACGCCUCACACAACAGGCCACCCACACAGACGGGACACGUAUGGCGUGCAUCGUUUGUCUGCUCGCUGUGUCUGCGUGUGUUCGAGUGCAGUUUCUGGGACUCGCACUUGUGGUCGCUGCAGGUAGGUACACGAGGGACGGAACAGAGAUUGAGCAGCACUGUGCCAUGUGUCCGUCGAUGCCAUCUUUGCGUUCUGUGUGUGCAGCUGUGUGGGCUACGUAUGAUUUCCCCGGCCUGAAUCUCUAA